Molecule: messenger RNA, 772 nt
Organism: Arabidopsis arenosa
Lineage: Eukaryota; Viridiplantae; Streptophyta; Magnoliopsida; Brassicales; Brassicaceae
Source: the annotation of a GenBank genome assembly
ACUUAAAAUGAAUAUAUUUUAAAUUUGAAUUGUAAACAAUUGGAAAUACCUACUAUUUAGGUAAAUAAUCAAACCAUCUUUAUUACUUUUAUAUUAUACUUUUAGAAAAUUAAUGUAUUUUAAAUGUUAAAGAUUUGAGAACAAAAAUUGAAUAUAUUUUGACAUAUGGCGCGUGCAAUCUAGUGAAAGCAAAAACUGUGAUGAAGGCCAACGAAGUAGACCAACGUGUCAUAUGUUACAGGAACUGCGAUGUUGGUUGUGGCACUGAUAAUGCCUGUCAUCAACGUUGUAAGAAAAAUUGCGGUUACCCACCCUUGAAGAAUUUUCAGUCAUCGCAUACAAGGGACAACGAGGUAGACCAACGUGUCAUAUGUUACCGGAACUGCGAUGUUGGUUGUGGCACUGAUAAUGUGUGUCAUCAACGUUGUAAGAAAAGUUGUGGUUACCCACCGUUGAUGAAUUUUCAGUAUUCCGAUACAAGGGCCAACGAAGUAGAUCAACGUGUCAUAUGUUACCGGAACUGCGAUGUUGGUUGUGGCACUGAUAAUGCAUGUCAUCAACAUUGUAAGAAAACUUGUGGUUAUCCACCCUUGAUGAAUAUUCAUCUAUGAUUUGUUGAGAUUCAAAAGUCAUGGACUUGUGAAACUUUUAUUAUAUAAUUAUCUUCGUGAUUUAGUUGUUUAUUUCUUGAGUUUUUAUAUGUUGGGGUUGUAAUUGGCAUGAAAAGAUUCUAUAUAAACAUACUAAAAUCAAACAAAGCGAUUACUUUCAU